GAAUGUCUUGUGGACAAUGUGUCCAGAAUUGAGAAUAAUGUGAAAGUACGAGUGCUCCUACGGAAAAACCGAUAAGAAUGUAUAAUUAGGGCGGGCGAUUAAUCAAAUUUGUUAAAACCCUCUUUAUCCCCACAAACUCCCCAUAGAUGAAGAUCAAAAGCCAACGAGAAAAUAACAGAUCGAGGAGGUUUUGCGCUGAAUCUGGAGACGAAUCCAAACAUAGCCUACUCGUUAUUCUUCUUCUUCUAUCAACAACUGGUCUCUCAUGGCGGAUCUCUACGGAACUGCUUUUCCUUCACAUCCCAACCCCGAAGAAUUCUCCUCUUUCCUCCACCAACUUCUCCACAAUUCCUCUUCAUCUUCUUCUUCUGCCUUGCCUUUCAAUACUAAACUCGUUCACUCAUUAUCUACUCCACGGAAGCUACCCGAGGCCGGAGAUUUGGUGGAUCAUCUUCGGUUCAGGGUUGCGGCCAACCGUUUGGAGUCAGACGGAUCGGUUAUUCACUCUUCCGCCUGUGUAAAUAAUUUUCUUGGAGCCGUGCCUGUUGGAGUUGUGGAUUCUGAUGCAAACGCCACCUCGGAAAGGAAAGCGGUGUCGAUGGAGAAUAGUAUUGGCGAUUUAAGUUGCGACAGCGAGAAGGGCCCUGAUGCGACAGAGGGGCCAUCCAAGCUUCGGAACUCAUCGAAGAGGAGCAGGGCUUCAGAUUUUCAUAAUUUAUCUGAAAAGAGGAGGAGGAGUAGAAUUAAUGAGAAAAUGAGAGCCCUUCAGAACCUGAUCCCAAAUUCUAACAAGACGGAUAAGGCUUCGAUGCUGGAUGAGGCAAUUGAAUAUCUGAAGCAGCUUCAGCUACAAGUGCAGAUGCUAUCAAUGAGAAAUGGACCGAGUUUGCACCCUAUGUGCUUGCCUGGAGUAUCACAGCAUUUGCACGGGUCUACAGUUGGAACUGGCUUUGAUGAAGGAAUUGGAUUGUUGAAUACCAAUGUAUUAGAUGGCACAUUUUCUGUAAAUGAAAGCUUUAUGCGAACAGCCCUUGGCCUUCCCAGCCAAUGCGCAAAUCCACAUCCCUCUACUCUUAUAUCGUCAGUGACCCAUAUCCCCCCUUCAGAAACAGUUUUUGAGUGAACAAUGCAUGCACAUUAUGUUCUCGUCAAUCUCUCCAUGUCUUCCAAGGAAUCUGCAGGGAAGGCAUCCAAAUCCAGAUAGAUUCGGCUCACAAUGGGAAGAACUCUUCAUCUGGUGUCGUGUAGUUAAGACUGUAUUUCGGGGAUAGGAUGUUUGAAAUUUCAGCCACCAUAGCCAACAUUUUUGUAAGUUGCGAAAAGGAUAGCAUAAUUUGGGAGGCAGAUCAAUGAAAUUCGUUUAGACAGUUCAUCACA
Messenger RNA from Tripterygium wilfordii, 1377 nucleotides. RefSeq names its product transcription factor ALC-like. Gene Ontology annotation, molecular function: protein dimerization activity. The record is from RefSeq and is a predicted model, not a curated record. Bases 266 to 1123 code for a protein of 285 amino acids. Gene Ontology annotation, cellular component: nucleus. NCBI's taxonomy places the organism in Eukaryota, Viridiplantae, Streptophyta, Magnoliopsida, Celastrales, Celastraceae. The transcript has 6 exons.